Penicillium riverlandense is the source of this 1848-nucleotide messenger RNA. RefSeq names its product flavin-containing monooxygenase. Lineage: Eukaryota; Fungi; Ascomycota; Eurotiomycetes; Eurotiales; Aspergillaceae. The transcript is spliced from 5 exons. Gene Ontology annotation, molecular function: NADP binding; flavin adenine dinucleotide binding; N,N-dimethylaniline monooxygenase activity. The coding region runs from base 1 to 1848 and encodes 615 amino acids. The record is from RefSeq and is a predicted model, not a curated record.
AUGACGGCCACAAAGUACGACCAUAUUAUCCAGCUGCCGAAGACUGCUCAGGUCGAUUCCGCGGUAGACGCCCGAAAGGUGGCACAAAAAUGGCUAAACAAUAUUCAAGACAUCUUCGCUACUGGAGACUUCUCCCGGGUGGUUGAAAUCCUUCACGAAGACUCAUGGUGGCGGGACAUCAUUACUCUGCAAUGGGACUUUCGCACUAUUCGAGGUCGGGGGCCAAUCGAAGGAUUCCUCCGCCAGAACCAGCAGUUAGGUCCUCUGUCGUCGUUUCGCCUCCAGGAAACAGGCAACUUCCAACCGAAGCUGGAAGUUGUUAAAAAAGAUUCGAGUCUUUCCUGGAUUUCUUCGCUUUUCCAUUUUGAGACACGCAUUGGAAAGGGAUCCGGUGUCCUGAGAUUGAUUCAAGAUAAAUCUGGUGUCUGGAAAGCAUAUGCGGUUUACGUCACUCUUCAAGAGCUCAAAGGAUCGGAGGAGCCACUGGGUGAAAGACGUCCGUACGGAACCAUUGAUUCAAUGCCCGGUGGUUUCUCUCAGGGAACAUGGACGGAGCGGCGGGAAAGAAAGCUCAACUUUGUUGACGAGGAGCCCCAGGUACUUGUCAUUGGCGCUGGUCAAUCCGGGCUGAACGUUGGCGCUAGGUUACAGUCCCUUGGGAUGUCCUGCUUGAUAGUCGACAAAAACGACAGAGUUGGGGAUAACUGGAGAAAUCGUUACAACACUCUUGUGACGCACGACCCAGCCGAGUUUACCCAUAUGGCAUACCUUCCCUUUCCCAAGAACUGGCCCCAGUUCACACCCAAAGACAAGCUGGGCGAUUGGUUUGAGGCCUAUGCAUCAUUGAUGGAACUCAAUGUGUGGACUAAAACAACAAUAAGUAGUGCGAGCUACGAUGAUCCAAAAGCAGAGUGGACCGUGGAUCUCGUACGUGAUGGAAAACCUCGAACAAUUCGUCCGCAUCACGUCGUCUUCUGCACGGGACAUGCAGGAGAACCCUUGAUUCCUUCUUUCCCUGGUCAACAUGAGUUCAAGGGUGAGGUCUACCAUGGAAGCCAGCAUCGAGAUGCGUCUGAAUAUGACGUGAAGGGAAAAAAGGUCAUUGUAGUCGGUACAGGUAAUAGCGGCCACGAUAUUGCAGAGAAUUUUUAUCGCAAUGGUGCCGAGGUGACCAUGCUGCAACGAAGGCCCACAUAUGUCCUAACUCUUGAUAAAGGAGUUUUUAUUCUCCAUGAGGGCAUGCACUGUGAAAAUGGACCUCCAACCGAGCAAAGCGACAUUGUUGCAGAGAGUUUGCCCUACCCGGUACAGUUCGCUUUGUGCAUCGACAUGACGAAGCGUAUUGCUGAAGAGGAGAAAGAAACAAUUGAAGGACUUCAGCGAGCUGGCUUUCAGAUUGAAUGGGGUAUUGAUGGAUCUGGAAUUGCUCGCCUCUACUACACUCGCGGCGGUGGCUACUACAUUGAUGUGGGGUGCAGCCAACUCAUCAUUGACGGCAAGAUCAAAGUCCAUCAAAGCCCCGAUGGUAUUUCAGGCUUCACGCCUGAUUCCUUGGUGCUGAAAGAUGGGACCCAUCUGAAUGCCGACAUCGUGGUUCUGGCAACUGGUUACGACAACAUGAGGACCACGUUGCGGAAGGUUAUGGGCGAUAAAGUGGCCGAUCGAUGUCACGAUGUGUGGGAUUUGGACCAAGAAGGAGAAUUGAAUGCGAUGUGGCGACAAAGUGGCCAUCCCAAUUUCUGGUACAUGGGCGGCAACCUCGCUAUAUGCCGCAUCUACUCCAGACACGUAGCCUUGCAGAUAAAGGCCACAGAAGAGGGACUCCGGCCGGCGUCAAUUCCAAAUUAG